AUGAAGUUUAUUCAAGUGUUGAACCUUUUCUUCCUGGCGGCCUCUGUGCUAGCUGACGGAGAGGGAGACCCCGAGAGAAACCGAGGUUUCUUCCGAACUCCCACCACGCCGGAACCAACACCGUCUCCUACAGAGGCACCUGCGUCGGGUGCUCCUUCGGAUGGUCCCACGGAUUCCCCCUCUGAUUCCCCCACGGAUGUUCCUUCCUCGGCUCCCACUGAGGGUUCCUCGGGAGAACCUACGAGUGUCCCCUCCUCUGCCCCCACCAACGCCAUUACUGACAGUCCCACCCGAGCCCCCCACCCAUCGGGUGCCUGUAUCAAGACCAUGGACGGAAGUGGCAAGUUGUGUCAUUCCUUGAUGAGUGAUCAUGAGGAUGCCGCUGACGAGGAAGAAGUAGCCACCAUUUGCGUAGAGUUGGUCGAUGACCAGCUCAAGGCUACCUUUGAAGCCGUCGGCGACUGGUACAUGGUCACCAACAAGUUCUGGUUUGACGAUGAAGUCGGAACCAUCCCUCGUCUUGGUGAUGGAUCCGUCGACAUGGAAUCCUUCCCCUAUUUCCUCUGUAACUCGACCGGGUUCAAGGAAUGGAGUUUUGAUGCCGAUUUCGAACCCAUCGAAUACUGUGACCGCCUCGAUGUCUCGUCGCUUCAGAUUGCCAUGGUCGCCUACGCUGAGGUCGAAAAGCCAGGCCGCAAUGGAAAAAUGAAGCGCAGCACUGUCCAAAAAGUCUUUGCCUACGAACAUUCUGUUGGGUACGGCAACACCUUUUUGGGAUGGAUGGACUUUGAGGUCGAUUGUGAGUGUGGAAAGGAAGAAGAGAAGAUGUGCGACACCACGCCAGAGAUCUACUUGGAUUCCCCCAUCUCGCCUGCUUGUCACGCCAUUGUAGCCGGUGGAGCAGAUCAGCAGUCUGUCAAGGCUGGUGAAGUCUGUGUCGCUAUUAAUGACGACGGCAAGUUGGACGUCACCUUUACCGCCGAUCAUAAAUGGACAUUGCUCCGUUCCCAGCUUUGGGUCGGGCAAGAUACGGAAGACGGUAAUGGUCUCGCGGCCAUGCCUCACAAAAAGUCCGGUGCCCCCGAUACGCGAAAGUUCAAGAAUUUUGCCUGUGACUGGGAGGGAGAAAAAUCCGUCUCAUUCACAAUCGACUUGAAGUACGAGUGUAUCGAGGAAGUGGAGGCCGUCAAGUUUUAUGUCGUGGCCCACUCCAAGGUCGAACAAGUCACGGACACCGGGGAACUCAUUCCCGGUACCGAGCAGGAUGUGUUUGCCUAUGAGUAUUCCGGUGAUAGUGAGAAGUGGUAUGGUUGGUUCGAUUUUGAUAUCGGAUGCAAGUGUACCUUGCCACCCACCCAACCACCCUCCUCCAUGCCAUCCGAACUCCCUUCGGAAAUGCCUUCCGACCAACCCUCGUUCUUCCCUACUGCCAACUACUGUGAUUCCAUGGUGGCGGACGAGGACGUGGACGAAGUCUGCUAUGAUAUGACCGCUACCGAGGCAUGGGAAUCCGAUGCCGGAACUGUCUGCAUUUCCGUGCAUGAUUCCACCCUCCAUGUGACCUACAGUGCCACCAACUAUUGGGCCCUCUUUGGAACCGCUGUCUGGUGGGGCACCGAUGCUUACAGUGGCCACCUCACGGAUCAGAUUCCCAAGAUUGAUGGAUCCGAGACACCCGACUUGGAUAAGUUCACUGCCAUUACAGAAGACAUCGAGGGUGCCACUGUGUACUCGGUCAAGAUGCCUCUUCAGGAGUUGGAAUGUGAUCGUUUCAAUCAAACGCUUAUCACGGUGGUGGCUCAGGCCCUCGUUGGAGAAGCCUGUAUUCCUCCCAAUGGAACCUACAUCUUGGGCACUGACCGCAAUGCCUUUGACACGUCAACCCAAGCUCCAUCCAUGUGA
Seminavis robusta is the source of this 1902-nucleotide messenger RNA. The record is from the annotation of a GenBank genome assembly. NCBI's taxonomy places the organism in Eukaryota, Bacillariophyta, Bacillariophyceae, Naviculales, Naviculaceae.